GGAUCGGCGAUUUGGGUGAACAAACCAGGAGAUUUGCUGGCUGGGGUCGGGUGGGUACCUGAAGCGGGGACAUUGCGUGGCCAGAGUCGGUGUGAUUGAGGGUUGUCGUUUCGUCACUGAGGGGAUCAUUGGAACGUCAAAAGCCCACGAUGACUUCCAAUCAGAAAGAGUCGUCACAGGAGUUCGCGUGCAUCCAACCGAGGUUGCUUAUUAGUGCGCUCGCAACCUUUCGCCACGACCCGGCUGGAAAUUCGGGUGCAUAGCAAGCUUGGAAGUUCAAUGGAAAGUUUUCAGCAGAUACUUACCUUGAAUAAGUGAACGGAACAACGCACGGCAUCAGCGGCGUCAAGCAAAUUAUGUGGAGGAGUGGGUCUGGAGUUUCUUGUAGCAGGCAACCAAAGAUGUCUGCACUCGAAGCGCCAUGAGGGCCAAGCAAUAUGGCAUCAGGAGCGUUUUUGGCAUCUCUCAGGAGCUCCACAUCUUCUUCAUGUCUUAAAAGCUCCAAUGAAGCAACGUGAUGUUUGGUGCGUUGGUGAAAAAGCCUCCUUGAAAGCCGUGGCUGAUGGGGACGCAAUCUAUCGCCACAUGGUGGUCUAGGAAAAAUUGCGAUUGUGGAACGUGAUGAAGAAGGAUGUCAUUGGCCUGGAGCUUGCGUGAACAAGCUGGUACAUUGACUUUGCUCUGUCGGCAACUCGAAGGCACCCUGUGGCAAGCUUCUGCUGGCGCGAAUUGAACGAUUAGAUCGUUCGGAUGUGAGAGAGUGAGGACGGAGACACAUUUGGAAAGCGAGACAAAAGAGGUGGCGGUCUGGUUGGCGACAAUGUCACAGCGUGGAACUUCCAGGUUGCGCGUAUCCCCAUGGCGUGGCUGAGGCAUCAGGAGCUUAAUAAGACAAACACAUCAGGAGCCUGGUCGCCAGAGACUUUCACGUAGGUACCAGUACCUUUCAUAGGCUGAGCGUCGUGCCUGUCUUCUGGCGUGGCCUGUGUCAAGGGGGUUUCCACGCUGGCGUGGCCGAAACCGAACAUGAUGCUUGUGGUUUCGGUCUGCCUCAUUCGUCGUGUACCUUGGACUGAGCUCAUUAGUACAGCAACGAGCAACUGAUUUGGAAUCCAGCAGCAUGCAGGUGGCUGGAGGCGCUAAGAAGCACAUUGAUCAGCAAGCCCCCACAAACAAAGCUGAAAUAGAUGAAAAUAUCAAAGAAAACUGGCAGUUCGACAGGAACACUUCUCAGGUGAUUUUGGACAUUCUACAAGCGGAUGAACCACGACCCGUACCACCGGAAGGUAUACUUGUUGCAGGAUUUCGGAAAAAGGCUGAUGACUACUUGUGGCAUGUGGGCUUGACAAAGCAUGGUCAAAAGUAUGCCAACCUUGAAGUAUAUGUGACAGCUUUACGGGGUUGCAAGGGAGCCACAAAGGCAGAUUUUGAUGGUCUCGUGAAGAUUGCGGAAGACUGCGAGGAGCCCGUGCUCUUUCGGUCCAAGGCUUGGCAGGGGCUGGGAGUUUUUUGGUUGCACAAGGGCGAUCAGCACGAAUCAGCAGAGUGUUACCGCCGAGCAUUGAACUCCAUACAAAGUGCCACUGCCAGAGAAAAGAACAGAGUUAUUCGUGGCUCUCUUGGUGACAACCCCCAAAAAGGAAGAAGAAGAGUCGAAACUCUCCUUGGUGAUACUAAAAUGGAGCUUGAAGCAGACUUGACAAGGAUGAAAACGACAGCACGGCCAGCAAGUGUGGCAAAUGCUUUGGAGGUUCGAUUUGAAUUCCACGACAUGUUGAAAGGGGCAACGUUUCCAGAAUUCUGUUGUCAUGUUCCUGCAACUCGACCUGAUCUAGCCGAGAGGAUUCGAGUUGGAGGCUUUGCCUGUGACUGUUGUGGCAAAUCUCAAGAGGAGCUUGGGCAGAUCCAAAUGAAGUGCUGCCUCAAGUGUAACAUGGCACACUACUGCUCCACUGAUUGUGAAGAGGCAUCAUGGAAAGCUGGUCACCAACAGGCAUGCAGACCUGUUGGGAAAAUCCAAGCGGGAGACAUCAUGCAGCUUGUUCCAUCCAAGUCACUGAAGCCAGAACUCAAUGGGGAACUAGUCACGAUUGUAGAAGCAGAUCUCCAGAAGAAAAGCCAUUGGAUAGCAGAAUUGCUUGUCGGUGAGCUUGCCGUGAUGCAUGACAUGGUGGGGCCCAUGAGGAUCAAAGCAUCCAAAAUGCUACAUAUUCGUCCUGCAAAGUAGCAAUGCUUUAGUUUUGGAUUCUAGGAAUAGUUGAUAAUAUCCAAAUAUUGGUAGUUAAAGCAACUCCCAGCCA
Molecule: messenger RNA, 2300 nt
Organism: Seminavis robusta
Lineage: Eukaryota; Bacillariophyta; Bacillariophyceae; Naviculales; Naviculaceae
Source: the annotation of a GenBank genome assembly